Molecule: messenger RNA, 2410 nt
Organism: Harmonia axyridis
Lineage: Eukaryota; Metazoa; Arthropoda; Insecta; Coleoptera; Coccinellidae
Product: luc7-like protein 3
Exons: 7
Coding region: 232-1257 (341 amino acids)
Biological process (GO): mRNA splice site recognition
Cellular component (GO): U2-type prespliceosome; U1 snRNP
Molecular function (GO): mRNA binding
Source: RefSeq, a predicted model, not a curated record
GUUAAUGUUCUCAGGAACAUAUGUCGCAUAGAUGAAGGUUCUAUGAAUUGACGUAUAAACCAUUGACAAUUGACAAUUUUUGAUCUGAACUUCGAAACGUCAAAAUUUUGUAUUGUGUGAUUUCUUACAGCUUAGGAAAUACGUGAGCAUUUAUCUAAUGUGAAGCCUGAAAAUUUCCAUUGUAACUUACAUAAUUAAUGACAAAGUUAUUGUCUGAAAUUUAAGAGUACAAUGGCAGCUCAAGCUGCAGCUCAACUCCUGGAUGAGUUGAUGGGUCGUAACAGAAAUGUGGCCCCUAAUGAGAAAAAACGCGAACCCAACUGGGAAGACCCAGAGUACUGCCCAUAUUUCCUAGUGAAAUUUUGCCCCCAUGAUCUCUUUGUGAACACCCGUGCCGAUUUAGGUGCUUGCCCUAAAGUUCAUGAUGAAGAAGUACGUAAGCUCUAUGAACAAGCUAAACCAGUGAGAAAGUUACAUCAUCAAGAAGAAUUUGUGAGAUUUUGUUCUACAAUGGUGAAUGACGUUCAAAGAAAAAUACAAAAAGGAAAAAAUCGCUUGGCUUUAAGUGGUAAAUCAGAAAGUCCUGCAACAGCACCAAAUCAAGCAAACAAAAACCAAGAAAAGAUAGACAUUCUGAAUGAGCGUAUCAAUGGUUUAGAGGCUGAAGCAGAGAAGGCCGGAACAGAUGGCAAAGUUGAACAAGCGCAAGGAUUAAUGAUGCUUUGUGAUAAGUUGAAAGAUGAGAGAGAUGCUUUAAACAAACAGAUUGAAUCUGGUCAUUGGAGUGUGGAACUCGCCCAGGCUCAGGAAAAACAGAUGGAAGUGUGUGAAGUUUGUGGUGCUUUCCUUAUUGUUGGUGAUGCCCAGCAAAGAUUAGAUGAUCACUUGAGUGGAAAGCAACACCUUGGAUUCUCCAAGUUGAAGGCUGCUAUUGCUGAACUCACAGAUCUCAUCUAUGAAGUUAAGAAUGAAAGGAGGAAUGGAAGGGUGGGAGGGAUAGGGUCUCCCGAUGAGGUAUCUAGAGAUCGUGAUAAGAGGAGAGAGAGGAGCAGAGAGAGAAACCGUUCAGAACAUAGGAACAGAGAUGAAAGGAAACGGAGCAGAUCGCGGGAGAAAGAUAGAGAGAGGGAAAGGGAUCGAGACAAAGACAAGCAAAGAAGAGAGAGAGAACGUUCAGACAGAAGAGACAGAGAAAAGGAAAAAAAACAUCGCUCAGAUCGAGAUCACGAACGAAGGCAUCACCAUCAUCGGCGCUGAAAUUCUUCUUUUUUUGAUCAGUAAGAUCAAGCCAUUGAAGGUACAUUUAAUACUAAUUUUCACUUUGAUCAUUCUGUUGUUUCUUUCAGCCGUGCAGGUUAGUAAAAAUAUAAAACAGUGAUUUGAAGCAGAACUGCUUUUUUGAAUUGUUAUAGUUGCAUUUUUUUCAUAGUUUGGCCACUACACAUAUUGAUACAGGGAAAACAUUUAUCAUUUUGUUUGGGAAUUUUUGGAAAAUCAAGCAACAAAAAUGUUUAACAUUGUUCCAAAAAACAGGAUCUCUGUUGUGUCCAUUUGUUUUCUUGCCAGUUUGGGCAUGUUUAUUGAUAAAAGAGUCAUCUAUGUUGGUUAUUUUUUGGCUGCUCAAUAAUAGUGGUAGAAAGUGGCCAAACACAAAAAUGGGGUCUUAGCAACUGCCGACAUAUUUUCAAUUGCAUCAUUUAUUUAUCCUUAACGAUAUUAUGCUAUAAUAUGUAGGCGUUACUUUUAUUUCUCCUUUGAUAUUUCAACACCGUAGCAGCGAGCAAAUGGUUGAAAGAUCUGUUUAUGAGUUUUCAGCCUAAAAGUGUUCAGUCGACACAGUGGCCGUUGACAAUGGCAGUUGGUCAAAUACACACUCUAGUGCAUACGCAUAGUAAUCUGUAAUUUUGCAAAAAACGACGAGGUAUUUAUAAAACACCAUCUGAUAAAUUUUUUAAGUUAACCCCCUCUCUUCAUAAUGAGUGGCUAAAUUGAUUGAAACAGCGAUGCAGCAUUAAAGCCGAGGUAUUUAUGUUGUCCAAUAAUUUGAAACACCUCCAGAAGUACUUUCAGAGAAAAUGAUGUAUAUACAGAAUAAAUGCGAAUCGUCAAGAUUCUUUCUGAAGGUGUUUUCAUUCAAUUAACUCUCAGAUUAGGAAUUAACGAAAAAACAUUUCUCCAGACAAUGGUCUUAUGCCUGUUAUGGAUUUUUGCAGUUACAUCAAACAGGUGAGCUUCAAACACUCUCUCUAGACCGUGAAGAUACUCCAAUAUCGUACUAACUACAUCUGUACCAGCAGUAAAGAAGGUGAUUUUUUUUUAAUUAGAGUUUGCAGUUUUUGUUUCGACUUAACUAUUGUAAUAUAAAUGUUUUUUUCUCGAAUAUCAAUAAAAAUGUGUUUCUUAAAUUAAA